This is a messenger RNA of Cladophialophora psammophila CBS 110553, 1035 nucleotides long. RefSeq names its product alcohol dehydrogenase. Gene Ontology annotation, cellular component: cytoplasm. NCBI's taxonomy places the organism in Eukaryota, Fungi, Ascomycota, Eurotiomycetes, Chaetothyriales, Herpotrichiellaceae. The record is from RefSeq and is a predicted model, not a curated record. The transcript is spliced from 2 exons. The coding region runs from base 1 to 1035 and encodes 344 amino acids.
AUGGCUCCCCAACUUCCCACCCGCAAGCUUGGCAAGAACGGCCCUGAGGUGACGGCUCUGGGUUUUGGCCUCAUGGGCCUCUCAGCCUACUACGGCAAACCGAAGCCCGAUGAAGAACGCUAUGCCAUGCUCGACCACGUCUACGAGGCCGGCGAGCGCUUCUGGGACUCGGCUGACAUUUAUGCCGACAACGAAGAUUUGCUGGGUCGCUGGUUCAAGCGAAAUCCGGGCAAGAGGGAGAACAUCUUUCUUGCCACAAAGUUUGGCAAUUUCGUCGACCCCACCACGGGGGCCCGCCAGGUCAGAAACGAGCCAGACUAUAUCAGAGCAGCGUGCGACAAGUCUUUGAGACGAUUGGGUAUUGAUCAGAUCGAUCUGUACUAUUGCCACAGAGUGCAAGCCAACCAGCCCAUUGAGAUCACCGUCAAAGUCAUGAAAGAGCUGCAAGAUGCCGGCAAGGUCAAGUACCUGGGUCUGAGUGAGUGCAGCGCCGACACUCUCCGGAGAGCUUGCAAGGUAGUGCACAUUGACGCUGUUCAGCUGGAAUACAGCCCGUUCUCCAUGGACAUUGAGAGUCCUCAAAUCGGUCUCCUCAAGGCUUGCCGUGAACUUGGAGUUGCGGUCGUGGCAUACUCGCCGCUCGGUCGAGGUUUCCUGACCGGAGGCAUCAAAAGCCGGGCCGACUUUGAAGAAGGCGAUUUCCGCAGCUUUGCACCUCGAUUCAGCGAGGAGAACUUCCCCAAGAAUCUCAAGCUGGUCGAGGAUAUCAAGGCCAUUGCUGACGAAAAGGGCUGCACUCCGGGCCAACUUGUCCUGGCAUUCUUGAUGGCCCAGGGAGACGACAUAAUCCCGAUUCCUGGAACCACGAGAGUCAAAAACUUUGAUGAGAACAUGGGUGCAUUGAACAUCAAAAUUACACCACAGGAUAACGAGAAGAUCCGGAAGGUCAUUGAUGCGGCUGAGGUACACGGUGCUCGGUAUCCUGAGGCUUUCUCUAAGGCUCUAUUUGUAGACACCGUGCCGCUGAAAGAGUAA